AUUCUGAAUCUUCUCUCCUCAAUCUUCCGCCAUGUUAGGUUAGCAUGGGAAAUUGCAUACCAUGACGAAAAACUGCUGCUAAAAAUAUAAACGUUUAAGCACCGUUCUUUGAAGAUUUAGGAAACAUAUUAAUUUGCUAAAAUUUAUUCAAUGGCAACAAACAUGCGAGUUCUUGAAGAAAAAGUAGCAGAUAUCAAAGUGAAUGAUGAUUCCAAUGACCAGGAUGGAGAGAUUACCAACACAACUUCAUCAUUAGAAGAAGAAAAUGAAGCGGAUUUCAAGCACAAUGGUCCUGUGGAAGGUCUGAGUAUUCUUGAUUUACCUCCAGAAAUGAUUCUUAGAAUCUUUGUUCAUCUUGAUAUCAGAACAAUUUUCAAGACAGUAAUUGUCACAUGUAAAACGUUUUAUGAAAUUUUGAGUGCAAAGGAUAUCUGGCAGACUGUGUUUUGCUUGAAAUGGGAGCAUAUCAAUCUUUUGAAAGAUCUUGAAAAUGUGAACAGUUGGAGAAGCAUAUACUCUACCUAUGAUGAUGUUGACAAUUUCUGGAGGAGCAAGGGUGGAUUGAAGCUUAAUUGCAAAAAGCUUUUGGGACACUCAGCACCAGUUGAUGCAGUCCAUGUUAUGCCUGGGAAAAAGUUUGCUGUUUCUGGUUCUAGGGACAGAUCAGUUGUUGUAUGGGAUAUUGAAAAGUUCUCUUUCGAGGAUGAAACUGAAUGUGAUAUCAAGGAAGCUGUCACUUUAUCAGGGCAUACUGGCUGGGUAUGGUCUGUAACAACUGAUGCAAGGCAACCACAUGAAGUUAUCACUGGAUCGUGGGACAAAAGUGUAAAAGUUUGGGACUUGAAUAAAAAUGCAGAGAACAUUCACACGUUCAAGUAUCACCCCUCUGCAAUAUUGACAAUGACAUCAUAUAAUGGGUUGAUCCUCAGUGGUUGUUAUGAUAAGAAAGUGCGCAGUUUUGACCCACGAUCUGAAGAUGUACAAGAAAUUAUACAGCAUAAGGGACCUAUACUGUCACUUAUUGUCCAUGAAGAUUUUGUCAUAUCUGGCAGUGAAGAUAAAACAGUCAGUAUAUGUGACAGGAGAAUGACAGGCCAUACUCUGUCUUCAAUUGGCAUUGGAAGUGAGGUGCUAAGCAUGAAUCUUGCCCAUGAUAUGGGUUUCCAGUACCUGAGAAUUGGUAGCAAAAAAGGUGUCCUCAAUCUAUAUGACACAUCAAGCCAAAAUUUUGUCCUUCUAGAGUCAUAUCAGCUGUGGAAGGACCACAAAGUCCUAAAGCUGGAAAACUUUCAUGGAGCUUUGAUUGCAUGUGCAUCUACAGGAUAUUACAGAGCCUACACCCCAGACAGGAGUUUGAAGCUGCUGGGAACUUUUCAUGAACAUACUUUGGAAAUCUCCAGUGUUCAUUCCAGAAAUGGUAUUAUGGUUACUGGAGGCUGUGAUGAUACUGUUGCCUUAUGGCGAUACAGCAAAGAAUGAUGACAGUUUAAAAAUAUGUAUGAAUCUCGAUUAUCCUGCACUCAUUAACAAACCCCACAAAUUAUUGGUGGGAAAAUCACUUCUCCUUGUCAGUACUUAUAGGUACUGAUGUUUUAGAGCAGUUUAGGAUUGAUUGACGAAUGGCAGGGCCGCACUUCCCACUGGGCCCUAAAAGUGUUAGUGUGGCCUUGUUGAAUGGGACAUAGAAGCAAGGCAGGGGGGCAUUUGACUACCUGUGUAUAAAAAUUUGCAGGUCCCAAGACUUUUUCAUCAGUUUUCACCCUACUAAAUAAAUCAUAUUUCCAUACCCAAAUGAGUAAAUUUGAGAAAUCUAAGACAGAUGGCUAGAAUGUUGCACCAUAUUUCCAUACACAACCAUAGACAAGAAGAAUGUUGCCAUAUCACUUCAAUUUGAAAAAUAGACAAAAUAUUGAAUUUAUAAGUGAAAACUAAAGCCAAGGUUUUUUGCAAAAUAAUAUGCAAAAUUACUGUUAACAAUCACAAUUGCUCAUAAGAAUAUUUGUAUGCCUAGGUGAUGUAUCAGGUAAUUUAAUUUUAGUUGUAUAUUUUAGUUGUAAUAAAUUAAUUUACCAGUAAACUUGAUUGUUCUCUUUUGUUUUGUAGUUUCCUGCUUACUGAGAUUCUAAAUUGAAAUUUGUCGAAAAGAAGUCAUUUUCUAGGUAUCAUCUUUUCUACCCAAUGUUACGGUAAAUUGUUUUCUAUGAAAUAAUUUAACGGAAAGGAGAGCAAAUCGAUUGUAUUCCAAAUAAUUAUCUCGACAAGGACAACAAUUAUCUCUAAGCAAUUCUUUGCAUUUAUCAAGAGGGAAAUACUCCGAGAAAACCUAUAGACAAAGAAGCCACCGGUAAUGUGAUAACAAGCAGAAUUUCAAAGGCGUGUCUAUGUAAGUAAACUAUUUUCGAUAAACAUUAAUAACGCUUGGGAUAAAAUAUGACUUCUAUGGCAUCAAAACAACUUUGUAAGGUAAACAUCGUGACAGACUCCAAUAGUUUAUAAAUAAGCUUUAUGCAAUGAAAAGCUUUAAAAAUCCAUGAAAAAAGCUUAAAUAUGCGGGGCCUUCCUAGAUUGUAAAGGUUACGGCUCACGAAUUCCCGCACAAUAUAUUAGUACCUUACAAAAAUAGGCACAGC
Molecule: messenger RNA, 2630 nt
Organism: Rhopilema esculentum
Lineage: Eukaryota; Metazoa; Cnidaria; Scyphozoa; Rhizostomeae; Rhizostomatidae
Product: F-box/WD repeat-containing protein 9
Molecular function (GO): protein binding
Source: RefSeq, a predicted model, not a curated record